Molecule: messenger RNA, 3263 nt
Organism: Rhineura floridana
Lineage: Eukaryota; Metazoa; Chordata; Lepidosauria; Squamata; Rhineuridae
Gene: KCTD21
Product: potassium channel tetramerization domain containing 21
Exons: 2
Coding region: 238-1020 (260 amino acids)
Biological process (GO): protein homooligomerization; ubiquitin-dependent protein catabolic process
Molecular function (GO): histone deacetylase binding; cullin family protein binding
Source: RefSeq, a predicted model, not a curated record
GGUGGCGCCAGGUGUGCAAAAAGGAGGAGGGGGCCGGAGGAUGCUUGGAUGAAGUCCUCCAAUGAAUGAGAUGCUGACUGAUCACCGGCAAGUGGGAUCCUAAAUGCUGGGGCCCUCAGAGGCAUGCCGCUGGCUUGAUGCGUGCAUUUUGCAGUUGUUGUUUCAGUAGUGGAAGAGAGAGGUAAUUCUUGUAAAGCCUGCUUGGAUCUGUUCCUGAGGCUGCACCUUUCUCUUGCCAUGUCAGAGCCUAUAACACUAAACGUUGGUGGGAAGCUGUACACAACUUCACUGUCCACCUUGACCAGCUUUCCAGACUCCAUGCUGGGCGCCAUGUUCAGUGGGAAUAUGCCAACCAAGAGGGACAGCCAAGGCAACUGCUUCAUUGACCGAGACGGCAAAGUUUUCCGCUACAUCCUCAACUUCCUGCGAACAUCUCACCUGGACCUCCCAGAGGACUUCCAAGAAAUGGGCUUGCUUCGCCGAGAGGCAGAUUUCUACCAGGUCCAGCCGUUGAUCGAGGCCUUGCAGGAGAAGGAGGUGGAGCUCUCCAAAGCAGAGAAGAAUGCCAUGCUCAAUGUCAGUCUGGACCAGAGGACUCAGACAGUUCACUUCACUGUCCGGGAAGCCCCCCAGAUCUACAGUUUGUCCUCUUCAAACAUGGAAGUAUUCAAUGCCCACAUAUUCAGCACCUCCAGUUUGUUUCUGAAACUUCUGGGCUCCAAACUCUACUACUGUUUCAAUGGCAACCUGUCAUCAAUAGUGAGUUACUUGCAGGACCCCUACCAUGUGACCUUGGAUUGGGUUGCAAGUGUAGAGGGCCUGCCGGAAGAGGAGUACACCAGGCAGAACUUAAAAAGAUUGUGGGUUCUGCCUGCAAAGAAGCAAAUUAACAGUUUCCAGGUGUUUGUGGAGGAAGUACUAAAAAUUGCCAUGAGCGAUGGCUUUUGCGUUGACUCCUCUCACCCGCACACCUCGGAUUUCAUGAAUAAUAAAAUUAUCCGGCUAAUCCGGUACAAGUAGGUGUAGCCUCCUUGGCACUCUCCCACUACGAUAGCAAUGAUACGUUGAGAUUCAUGUCUUGACACCAGGUACACUUUUGGAGCCCGCUUCACAAAUCACGUGCUAAUAACCUGAAUUAUGAGCUGCAAAUUGGAAGGUAGUUUUCCACUCAACAGACUAACGCAAUAUCUGUCAAAAACUCCCUAACAGGGUUGUGCAGUGAAUCAGUUUGUGGGCCAGAUUGGGGUGGGGUGGAGUAUUCUCACAAAGACCUCUGGUUCCAUGUAAACUGAUUGCCCUUCUUCCAAGGUGCAUCCUUAGGAAGGGAUGAAUUCCUUCCUGCAUGGCUGUGCAGGCAUUGGUAAUGACAUCAGCACUGGGGUGUGUGUGGUGCAUAUCCUGUACUUGUUUCACCCCCUUUGCAUGUUUGAUGCUACUGUGCCUGGCAGGGAAGAGGCAGAAAUGAUGUCAGCAAGGGUGCGGUGUAGGAACAUUGAUGGAUAAAUCUGGUUAUAAAAUGGCCUGAGGCUGGAAUGAAGCUGUCCAUCCCUGAUCUGCAGGAGAAAAAUAGCAAUAUUUAAUGGUUUACACAGAGACUGGGUGUUGUGAAGAGAUUCUGCUUUUGUCUAAUGAUAGGCGACGUAUUUUAACUUCUCUGCCUCAGUUUUCCCAUUGGAAAGAGAGUUGUGCAAUCUGACCUACUAGAAAGAGCUGUCAGGCGGCUAAAACUCAUUAAGGAUGUUUGCGCUUGUGCGAGAGCCGAAGGUUUUCUCGAUGAAAGAGACUUUUGAGCAGGGCAUGAUAGUGAUUGGAGUUGAUUCCCUUCUCACUUACAUCAUACAGUCUCUGGCACCUAGAUAUAAAAUUGUUCAGUUUAGAGCAGCUCUUUGCCUUUAUGCUGUUUUGUUUUUAAAGUGAAUGACCAGUUAUAAGAUUGAAACAAACAAACGAUGUAACCUCUAAGUAUUUUGGAUUUUUGCCUAUAGAACAAAAUGGAGCGCGGCUCCGUGAUAAUAGGCUAGUGAGGAAUAUCCAUCUCUGCCAGCUGGCUGCUAGGUAGAAAGUAGCAGAGCACCUGCUUGCAUGCAGAAGGCCACAGGUGCAGUCCCUGGCAUCUCUAGGUAGGAAUGGGGACAUCCCUAAUUGAAACCCUGAAGUGCCACUGCCAGUCAGUGUAGGCAAUACUGAGCUAGCUAGACAAUGGCCUAACUUGGUAUAAGGCAGUUUCCUCUGAUCCAGUGGUUUGUUCCCAAGGAGAAAGGAAGCAUCUUGAAGAUGCUGCUUCGCCGCCAUCUGGACAGUGUAGCCGAGAGGCGCUAGUCAAAUGCAAAGUAUCUCCUCUCAGCCCUUCCAAAAUCAACUGGCAAAGGGAUAAUGUUGCAGCUGGUUCUCCAGCACACAGUUGGAAAAGGGGGCACGGACACAGAGAGAGAAGGAUUCUCUCCAGCGGACACAAAAAAGUGUGGUGGUCCUGAACAAUUUGUGACACCCCCACCCCCAAAUGGAAGAUCAAUCAGUUGCUUUAUUUAUUCAUCAUAAGCUGCAAUUCUGCACAUGCUUACCUGGGAGAAAGCCCCACUGCACACAGGAGGACUUACUCUGAGUAAACAUGCAUAGGAGGGCACUGUUAGGGAUGUAUACCCCAUCUUUUAGGGGUUAGCCUCAAGAUGGGUGACCAAAAAACAUAUAUCACAUAAUAAAAGCAAUAAAAGUGAUAACCAGUGAGCUAAAUGUGCAUAAAACAGCAAUUAAUCAAUUAAAGCAGCAGUGUUCCUAGGGGCAUGGCCAGGUCAUCACUAUCUAGGAAGGGAUGCAGCUGGCGCUCCAGCUAAAGCUGAUGAAAGGCACUGCAGUGGUGGCAGCCAAUGUGGCACCCUCCAGUUGUUGUUGGAUCACAGCUCCCUUCAUCCCUGACUGUUGGCCAUACUGGCUGGCAGUGGAGGCUCCGACAUCAAUGCACCUUGGACAGCUCUUUGAAAGUUCGGACGAAAACCUGAAGCAGAUUCACUGCCCCUCUGGCAUCGGAGUCACCAGCCUCCACUGCUGGCUGGGGCUGAUGGGAGUUGUAGUCCAACAAUGUCCAGAGGGGUUGCCCAUUGGCUACACCUGCACUGCAGCCUACCAAUGCCGCAAGGGUCCAGCGGCAGCGCUCAACCUAGCAGUGCUCCAAGCUACAAAAAUGCCCCCUAAGGAGAUGUUCGGCUGCCAGCCAGAAACAGGUCGAAUACCACAGCAUUGGACUAAUAAACUAUUAGUUAAUCACA